Molecule: messenger RNA, 2782 nt
Organism: Syngnathus typhle (broad-nosed pipefish)
Lineage: Eukaryota; Metazoa; Chordata; Actinopteri; Syngnathiformes; Syngnathidae
Product: tigger transposable element-derived protein 1-like
Exons: 3
Coding region: 234-1211 (325 amino acids)
Cellular component (GO): nucleus
Molecular function (GO): DNA binding
Source: RefSeq, a predicted model, not a curated record
AUGUUGUUCUUUAUUCGGAACUGUUUUAAUUUGGUUUAUGUGUAGGAUAUGCAAAUGGUUUUCAUAAACUAUACUGUAAUCAUGAUUAAACUACAGCGUUAGCGUAUCUUAGUGAUAAAGAGUACGAUGUGUUACGUACAAGUUAAGUCGGUGUCGUAGGAACGUAACUCCGAACUAGUUUUUCAUUGUUGCGCGUGGGACGACCCAAACCAAUCAAGAGUAAACCCGUCGUCAUGCCUCGCAAGGGCAAGGUAGGAUCAUCCGACGGGCGCCCUUCGAAGAAAAGGAAAGCCAUUACCAUGGAGGUGAAAUUAGACAUCGUAAAGCGAUCGAAACGGGGAGAAACGCCGACGAACAUCGGGCGCGUUCUCGACUUAAGCCGCUCUACCGUAGCGACUAUCAUUAAGGAUCAAGAUCGCAUCUUGGAACACGUCAAGGCAUCUCCGCACAUGAAGUCGACCAUAAUAAGCAAGCAGUACAGCGGGCUAAUGAUGGAGAUGGAAAGACAACUAGUGAUUUGGCUGGAUGAUCGGCACCAGCAGCGUCUCCCCGUGAGCCUCGUGUUGAUCCAACAAGAGGCGAAGCGUCUAUACGAGACGCUAAAAAGUCAAAAGGGGGAAGGCAGUGAGGAGAAAUCAUUUGUGGCCAGUCGAGGUUGGUUUAUGCGAUUUAAAGCUCGCGCUAAUUUGCGUAACCUCCGAGUGGAAGAUGAACCAGCCAAUAACGAGAACGAAGCAGGGAGUGAUUUCCCCACUGCCUUGGCGGAGACAAUUAGGGAAGGGGUGAAUAAGUGUUGUGCUCAACAAGUACUGGGCGAGGGUUUGUUCUCGAAUCCCCCGUUAAUCAAUAAGAUGGAGACAGAACCGAGACAGAACGCGGGAGAGGACACACUGACUCCAAAGUUCACAUGCAAGAGCUUGGCAGCAGGUUUCUUACUGAUAGAAGAAGGCUUGUUAAAGUUCAAGGCAGAGGACACCGACACGGCGAGAUACGCAAGGGUCUUCAAGGGGGUCAUGGAUAACCUACGGUGUUACAAGGACAUUUGGGAGAAGGAGAAGAAGGUCUCCUUCCAGUCAAACCUGGAGCGGUUCUUCAAGAUGGUAGAGAGGCCCACAUCGGAUCCCACACUGGAUCCCGUAGCGGAUCCCGAACCCUCGACGUCAUCGACUCCGUCACCUCCCGUGGCCUCUUCAUCUCCUACGAAAAAGUGAAGAGGCUUGAAACAGUACCUGUACUCGCCACCUGAUCUGGUUCUUCACCUCCUCUCGUGCCUUCUUCGCCAUCUGUACCUCCUGUGACCUCUACAGCAAGCUCCUCCCCUUUCCUAGCUCACGAUGUGCAUGCUAUCAGCAGGAGUAAAGGUCUGGAGAGGAUAGCGUGACCUCAGGUGAAGCUGCGUCAGGAAACCCCCACGGCAGAGAAGUCAAUCUCACGGUGAAGACGAGAACCCCAAUCCAGCUAAAGGACAUCAAACCAUGUACCAAUUAUCCUCAUCUGUGAAACUUCAGCCUCAUGAAAGUAGGACACAACCACUCCUGAAUUAUCGUCGCAGCAGGAUCGGGCUGACCAAACACAAUUAUCAACGUGGCGACCGACAACAAAGAACACACAAAGACACACAAACUGCAAAGGUGUUAUUAGACAAUUUUGGUAGGAAUGAAUACUUUGUUGUGUCGCUGACGCAAUAGACGAGUGCAUGUGUUGAUUCCUGCAUCCACCCAACGAGCACCUCAGAACUCCACAAAGGGAUUUAUUAGUCAAUUGAAGAGUGGAUUGAGUUUUGCAGAUCUGGCUACAAAGUAUCAGGAACAGAAUUCGAUGAUGUCAUUAAUUGAAUACCUCUUCUGACAGUCUCAAUCCAAAGUGCACUUUAUUGUGUUUUUAAAGUCAGACUUUGCAUUCUCAUAUCUCAUUCUGACUGGGUGUACUUAAUGAAGUGGCUUGGUGUACCUAAAGAAAUGCCUUUCCAUUUAAAACGAGUAUGAAGAUAUUAGUGCAGAUUUUUUUUUUUUUUUUUAAAGGACUUAGUGUGACUUGACUUUGCUAAUGUCUGUUAGACAGACACUAAGCCCGCUUUUUAGUUUUGACCAGGCCUUUUUCCACUAGGCAGCGAUAGAACUCUUGAAUGUACGUGUAAAUGCACUUCCAGUCGGGCUCCUUCAUCCGGACCAAGUCUUCGGGGUCCAGCAGUGGGGGGCAGCCGGCCAGUCUCCUACAGACGGAGGAGGAGCAUCAACGUUAGAGUCAAAAAACAACACGGACAUUCACACAACAUGGCGACACAAGGAAGAAGUACUAACUCUGCGGUGGUGAACGCCAGUUGGAAGUUGUCUCUGGGCUUGUUAGGGUUCAGGGUGGAAUACUCAAAGGCGUCUGGGAAGAAGCGGUGCACCAAAGCGCAGAAAGCUAUGCCGUCCUUCCAGCUGGAGGAGAAAUUGUGGAUGUCCACCCCCUAAAAGAGCAAAGACAGUUGCUGUGAGAAAAGACAGCAGAGCAAGUCACAGCAAAAGGACAGCGGAGACAUGAUGACCUCAUAUGGUUCCGUUUUGGCUUUGCACCAAUCCAGAAGCAUCUGCUUGACGUUUUUCGCAUUGGGUGCUGCAGAGGGGGCGCAUUUCUGGGUGGCUUGAGCAAAACUCACUUUACUGAGGAGAAGUGGAGAAGAGUACACAUUUGGUCGUUUUUAACUGGAUUGUGCUUGCUGCCCCAGAAGUGAUUUUCAUGUUUAUGCCAAUUAUGACUUUAUCACCAAUCUACAUUAAAAGAGUUGCAUGCAAAUCCA